Messenger RNA from Peronospora matthiolae, 855 nucleotides. Lineage: Eukaryota; Oomycota; Peronosporomycetes; Peronosporales; Peronosporaceae. The record is from the annotation of a GenBank genome assembly.
AUGGACGCCUCCUCCCUCCGCAUCUACAAGUUCGAUGGAACUAACUUCCACGCCUGGAAGUUCAAGAUGCAGAUGGUGCUGGAGGAACGGGACCUAUGGGAGGUCGUCAGCGGUGAGAUCAAGGCGGAACAGUGCGAGACUCAGUUGGACCAAGCGACGUACAAGAGGAAGUCAAGAAAGGCGAUGGCAGUGAUCUGUCUAGCCAUGGAAGAUUCCCAGCUACCGUUGGUCCGGUCGGCAAGUGGUGCAUGCGACGCAUGGUCAAGGUUGGAAGACCACUUCGAGAAGAAGAGUCUUGCCAACAAGCUGUUCUUGCGCCGUCGCUUCUUCACGACAAUGAUGGAAGAAGGCGACGAUGUGCUCGAACACAUCAACAAGCUCAAGACGCUGGCGGAACAGCUAGAAGCGGUGGGGGCUCCAGUCUGCGAGGACGAUCUGGUGAUCACACUCCUCGGCAGCCUGAGUGACUCGUAUCAAUUCUUGAUCACAGCUUUGGAGUCGCGCUCAGACACUCUUAGCUGGGAGCUCGUGACGUCUCGACUGCUUCAUGAAGAAAUGAAGCGGAAGGAGCAAGGAAGUAAAGGUGAUGAAGCUUCGCAAGGUCAAGCGUUCAUCACAAGGGACAAUCAGCGCAAAGGGCGACCAGUGAAGAAGUCCUGGCCGUGCCACAAUUGCGGAAAGAUUGGUCACUGGAUGGCGGAGUGCCCCUCGCGCAUCCAAGAAAACACGGAGAGACACCGGCCACAGCGUGCUCAAGACAGCGGCGACCGCUAUCGAUCACAACGUGCAAACGUCGUGAUGAACUUUAGACUUCUUGGUCCGAGUGCAAAACGCAAAGUGAAUAUAUAUUUAUAA